Messenger RNA from Gastrolobium bilobum, 1242 nucleotides. RefSeq names its product zinc finger BED domain-containing protein DAYSLEEPER-like. NCBI's taxonomy places the organism in Eukaryota, Viridiplantae, Streptophyta, Magnoliopsida, Fabales, Fabaceae. The transcript has 3 exons. Bases 1 to 1242 code for a protein of 413 amino acids. The record is from RefSeq and is a predicted model, not a curated record. Gene Ontology annotation, molecular function: protein dimerization activity; DNA binding.
AUGGCCUCUAAUUCACAUGCAGUGAAUAAUGUUGAUGUUCAAGGACAAGAACCACCAACACAAGAUGCAGAUGCAAGCACCACAAAUAAAAGGCAGAAAACAUCAAAGGUGUGGGAUGAUUUUCAUGAAGUGGACAUCCCCAAUGUUGGGCCUAAGGCAAUUAAAGACAUCAUUAAGAAUGUUAGAGAAAGUGUCAAAUAUGUUAAUCAUUCUGACUCAAGAUUAAAGACUUUCUCUGACAUUGUUAAGCAAAUGGGUAUAAAAGAAAGAAAGCUAGUGAUUUAUUGUCCCACUAGAUGGAAUUCUACCUAUGAAAUGUUGAAUAUUGCUUCAAGAUUUAAAGAUGUUUUUCCAGAAUACAAGGAAAGAGACCCACACUACAAUUGUUUGCCGUCUAUUGAAGAGUGGGAAAAGGUUGAUAAGGUAUGUCAUUUAUUAAAAAAAUUCUCUCAUGCUACUAAUAUCAUAUUAGGUAGUGAUUAUCCUACAGCAAGCUUAUAUCUUCCGGAAGUUUAUAUGGUCAAAGUAGUGAUUAAUAAAGCAGCUGAAGAUAGUUCUGAUUUUAUGAGAAGAAUGACAAGGUUUAUGAAAGAGAAAUUUGAUAAGUAUUGGGGGGAAUGCAAUUUGUUGAUGGUCAUUGCUAGUAUUUUGGACCCAAGGUGUAAAUUAGAAAUGGUAAGCCUUUGUUUCCCACUUAUUUACAAAUCAGAUUUUGAUGCCAAAGUAAACAUAGAAAAGGUGUGUCAAGCUUUAGAAGAAAUUUACAAUGAUUAUUUGCAAGAAUCUUCCUCUAAUAUAGAUGUCAGAACUAGGGUGGAAGGAUCUUUCUCUUCUACUCCCUCAACUAAAGUUUCACAAGAUUUUGAAUCUGGGUUUGCUCAACUCAUGAGCAUGAUACGUGCAAGGGAAUCUGUUCAUUCAGUUAAGUCAGAGUUAAAGUGUUACCUUGAAGAGAAUGUUUAUAUAAGUGAGGAUAAUUCUCAUCUUUCAUUUGAUGCCUUGGAAUGGUGGAAGAACAAUAGCAUGAAGUAUAGGAUUUUAUCAAAUAUGGCAAAAGAUAUAUUAGCAAUACCAGUCUCUACAAUCGUAUCUGAAUCGACAUUUAGUGCUGGAAAAAGAGUCAUUGAUGCUUAUCGGGCAAGUUUGGCAGAAAAUACAGUUCAAGCAUUAAUUUGCAGUGCAGAUUGGUUACGUAAUAAGUAUGGCAUAAAGAAAAAGCAGAAGAAUUUUGUACUAUUUUAG